UCUCAUCUCAUACUUUACCUUAAUUACAACAAUUUAGAAAGAACAAAGAAAAGCAGAAAAAAAAAUGAAGAACCAACAAAACCAAUACAACAUUCACAAAGCCUUCUUGUUCUGCAACUACAUACUCUUAUCACUAUCCUCUAGCUGCAUCUUCCUCACUCUCUCCCUAAACCUCUUCCCCUCAAUCUGCGGCUUCUUCUUAAUCCUCCUCCACGCAUUCACCAUCGCCGGAGCCGUUUCCGCCUCCGGGUCAUCCUCCCUAACCACCAUCACCCGCUGGUACUCCGCACACAUGGUUGUCACUGUGUUAACUGCCAUUUUUCAAGGUUCGGUUUCUGUGAUGGUUUUUACUAGAACUGCGGAUUUUCUUGUGGAGUUGAAGUCUUAUGUGAGGGAGGAAGAUGGUUCGGUUAUACUGAAACUGUGUGGUGGACUUGCUGGUGUUAUAUUUUUGUUGGAGUGGGUUGUUUUGAUAUUGGCGUUUUUCUUGAAGUGUUAUUCUGAUGAGGAAGAUGGUGGUGGUGGUGGUGAUGGUAUGAGGAGUGGGAAGGUUCAGAGUGAAGAGGAAUUGAAGAACUGGGCAUGAAAUUUUCAAGUGUAAUGAAUUGUUUGGUUUAUAAGUUACAACAACAUUGAUUCUUUCAUUUGUUGGAUUUAGGUGUUUGAUUAUUAUUAAUAUUGUUACUACUAGUGCUAUGUUAUUUUGAUUCUUGAAUCUUUGAUGGAUUUCAUGUAACCCGUGAUUAUUGUGGCAAUAUACUGUUAAAGAGUAAGGGGGUUAAUUGUUUUCA
Messenger RNA from Vicia villosa (hairy vetch), 791 nucleotides. RefSeq lists its product as uncharacterized. The transcript has a single exon. NCBI's taxonomy places the organism in Eukaryota, Viridiplantae, Streptophyta, Magnoliopsida, Fabales, Fabaceae. Bases 65 to 586 code for a protein of 173 amino acids. The record is from RefSeq and is a predicted model, not a curated record.